Molecule: messenger RNA, 1945 nt
Organism: Coregonus clupeaformis (lake whitefish)
Lineage: Eukaryota; Metazoa; Chordata; Actinopteri; Salmoniformes; Salmonidae
Exons: 10
Coding region: 56-1567 (503 amino acids)
Source: RefSeq, a predicted model, not a curated record
UUGGCGUAACUUGGAGUUGGAGUUGGUGGAGUGGCUUGGUACGGCAGGCAGCAUCAUGUCACUGCAUAGCCUUGUGGAUGAAGCCAUCAAGUUGUGCAAAGUAGAGGAGACCAAGAUAAACGAGAACAUCCUUCAAUACAGGGAGAUACUGCGCUCUUUGAGACCACAGCAGGAAGACUGCAAGGAAAAAGAACUGACAGAUGAUGUUGAAAUGGACCCAGAUGUCCAACCGGAGGAGAGACCGGAGAUGGAACUGCUGAAUCGAAUGCUGGAGAAGGCCCUCAGAGUUCGCGUUGGCACAGCACCCCAAAAAGACCCUCAGAACUGUACAGGACCAAAAAAAGAACCAGUGGACGCUACACAUUGCAAGGGAAGGGCUCUGACCCCAGGUGGCACCAAAGGGAAUAGAAAUGGCUUUAAAACUACCUCCAGACCCAUCACGGUGGACAAAAAAGAGUCCAGGAAGUCUUCUGCGUCCCAUCUCUACAGGGGUGGAAAGGGGAGGAUGGGUCAUCCGGUAGGUCAUUCAGGACAAGGCAGGGCUAGCAUAAUCAGAGGCUCUGUCCAGAUCCAGAAACGAUCUGUCGUGUCAUCAAAGGGGUUUCCUCCGCAGUCCUCUGGGAAAGCAGUGAAGCAGGCUGGUCCUCCAGGUCCUGUGUCACAUGAUCAGGGUCAAUCACCACAGGCCUCAUCAGCACAUCAUCAGGUUGAGGUGUCCCACAGGUGCAUGUCAGCUGCAGCCACUUCCUUCCAGACCCCUAACGAGGAACCGGUGUCUGUUUCACACAUGGAGGGGACGCCAAAAGCACAUGUCGUUUCACCUCCACAGAAUGGGGUUCCCUCCCAGUUGCUAACUAAAUGGAUCAGUCUAAGGACCAAACAAAGCAGGUUAUGGGACAACGUCCUGGCUCAACAAUCCAAACCUGUGGCGGAGAGGAGUCACUUCACGGAGAGAGUGAAAGCCACUUUCCCCAGAGAGUGGCCAACCAGUGGCAGCCCGGCCGACACCGGGGCUCAGGUGGACAGACUGACACAGCUUUGCACGGACCUGAGUCAUUGCUACCAGAGCGAGCGGCUGCUACUGCUGACUGGCCAGACCUUCAGAACCACUGGCACUGAGCCAGCAACAUGCCAGAAUAGGGAAUAUGAAUCCUUGCUGAUGCUGGAAGGCCUGGAGAAGAUGGUGGCAGACCUCUGGAAACGUGCUGGACAGAUGAGAAAAGAGCAGGAGGCAUGGGAUCGAUGGAGGAGGCCGAAGGGGGAAGGAGCGGGAGCGUUCUGCCCCGUCAGGAGAAGGGGCGAGUGGGGUGACCUGAGUGGGGUGACCCCCUUGCCCCCCACCCUGACCUACAUCAGCCAGGCAGAGCUCCAGGAGGUGGAGAGGCUGAGGCUGAGAGUGGAACUGCUACAGCAGGAGGUGCACCUGCAUCAGGCUCUCUCUGACACCAUGGUUAUGCUCUACACUCCUGGACCUCCCAACCCCGCCGCGCUCCGUGACAUUUACUCCCUGCUUGGAGAGGGAGGGGUGAUGUUCCCUACUCUGGUCCUGGACACGGAACCUGACUAAAGGAACAGGUCAAAGGAACUGAACCGGCCAAAUCACCUGGGUCAUGUUUAUUAGGGCACACGAUGCAACGGAAAACAAAAAUGAAAGUUUCUAAUUGGACAAGUCCAGGUUGCCCCUCCUUGUUUCAUUCGGUGGUCUUCCGUUUGGUGCCUAAUGAACACGACUAAGAAAGACUAUUGAAGAAUAGACCAAUGAAUGGAAUGUCUUAGGAGGGGACACUGAGAACAGAGGAAGAAGAAUGGAGAAUCUUCUGAAAAUAGGGAUUUUUGUGUGUUGGGAGUGUUGAUCUGUGUAUUUAUUGGAGUAAUAAUAUAAUAAUAUGCCAUUUAGCAGACGCUUUUAUCCAAAGCAACUUACAGUCAUGUGUGCAUACAUUUU